Molecule: messenger RNA, 3281 nt
Organism: Ictalurus furcatus (blue catfish)
Lineage: Eukaryota; Metazoa; Chordata; Actinopteri; Siluriformes; Ictaluridae
Gene: sf1
Product: splicing factor 1
Exons: 12
Coding region: 182-2164 (660 amino acids)
Biological process (GO): regulation of mRNA splicing, via spliceosome
Cellular component (GO): nucleus
Molecular function (GO): mRNA binding; zinc ion binding
Source: RefSeq, a predicted model, not a curated record
AACGUUCUUUGUCCACCUUAACGACGCCAUCUUGGCCAACCAUAUCGUGACACAGGAAGGUUGUAAAGUAUUCGGUGCGGUCCAGUUUAAUUUCGUGAAGACGUUAGUCUUAUGAUUUUAUUUAAAAAAAAAUUAGUAGAAGAAACUCGACCGAAUAGAGGAAAAAUUAAUACACCAGGAAAUGGCAACGGGAGCAAACGCAACCCCGCUGGGGAAGCUGCACCCGAGUAUCGGCGCUAAACGGGGCUUCGACUCGGGGCCCGGUGCUGGCUUAAUGCCUCCGCCGGGGCCUCCGGCCUCUUUCCCGCUCCAAAACUUUCCACAGAUGCCGGGUGCUGCUUUCCCAGGAUUUCCCGGGGCUGCUGGUUCAUUUCCAACCCCACCCAUUGUCGGACCGCAGUCUCAGAUCGGAGAUAUGAGUCUGAAGAAGAGGAAAAAGAGUCGCUGGAGCAGCGAGACCCCUGAUCAGAAGACCAUUAUCCCAGGAAUGCCCACCGUCAUCCCUCCCGGCCUUUCUCGUGAACAGGAGAGAGCUUAUAUAGUCCAACUGCAGAUCGAAGACCUGACUCGUAAACUGCGUACAGGAGACCUGGGAAUCCCUGUUAAUCCUGAGGACAGGUCCCCUUCUCCCGAGCCAAUCUAUAACAGCGAGGGGAAGAGGUUGAACACACGUGAGUACCGAACCAGAAAAAAACUGGAAGAGGAGAGGCAUUCACUCAUCACUGAGAUGGUUGGGCUGAACCCUGAGUUUAAGCCACCUGCUGACUAUAAGCCUCCAGCCACCAGAGUCAGUGAUAAAGUGAUGAUCCCACAGGACGAGUAUCCAGAAAUCAACUUUGUUGGACUUCUCAUUGGGCCACGUGGCAACACGCUGAAGAACAUUGAGAAAGAGUGCUGUGCUAAGAUCAUGAUCCGUGGGAAGGGUUCUGUUAAGGAGGGCAAAGUGGGCCGUAAGGAUGGACAGAUGCUCCCAGGAGAGGAUGAGCCUCUACACGCCUUGGUCACUGCCAACACCAUGGAGAACGUCAAGAAGGCCGUAGAGCAGAUCCGUAAUAUCCUGAAGCAGGGUAUUGAGACCCCAGAGGAUCAGAAUGACUUGAGGAAGAUGCAGCUGAGGGAGCUGGCUCGACUCAAUGGCACUCUGAGAGAGGACGAUAACAGGAUUCUGCGCCCAUGGCAAAAUUCUGAGCCUCGUAGCAUUACCAACACUACCCUGUGCACGAAGUGUGGAGGAGCUGGACAUAUUGCCUCUGACUGCAAGUUUACUAGUACUUAUACCCAGAGGCAAGGUGAUCCACCCCAGUCAGCCCAGGAUAAGGCCCGUAUGGAUAAAGAGUAUCUGUCUCUAAUGGCCGAACUGGGAGAGGCUCCGGUUCCCGCACCCGGUGGUGGACACAACAACCCACCCAGUGGCCCCCGAGGAACUGGACCUAACAGCAACCAGCCACCUCCAAACCGUCCUCCCUGGAUGAGCUCAGGCCAUUCAGACAACAGAAACUUCCAUGGCAUGCAUGGCGGUCCAGGUGGUCAUGGAGGUCCCCACAAUUUCCCUCCACCCAUGCCCAACAUGGGUGGACCACCCAUGCCUCCCAACCCUAAUGGCAUGCCCCCACCAUGGAUGCAACCUCCCCCUCCACCCAUGGGCCAGGGCCCUUCUCCUCAUGGACACCCGAUGGGUUUGUUGCCUCCUCCUAUGGGCAUGAUGCCACCGCCCCCACCGCCACCAAACAACCAACCUCCCCCACCCCCAUCUGGGCCUCUGCCACCUUGGCAACAGCAGGCCCCACCCCCUCCACCUACCAGCAGCAUGGCAACUAGUGCCCCGCUGCCAUGGCAGCAGAAUACCACUACCACUUCUACCCCAGCUACGGGUAACCUGCCUCCAUGGCAACAACCCCAGCCAGCAGCAAGCUCUGCUGCCCAGCCCCCUCCUCCUAUGGGAAACCCCUCCAUGGUGCCCCCUCCUCCUGGAGUUCAGCCCCCACUGCCCCCUGGUGCCCCCCCUCCUCCCCCUCCACCACCACCAGGCUCAGCAGGCAUGAUGUAUGCACCCCCUCCACCUCCACCACCCAUGGACCCCAACUUUGUUACCAUGAUGGGAAUCCCAGGAAUGCCUCCAUUUGGGAUGCCACCUGCCCCACCUCCCCCACCACCCCAAAAUUAAAUACCUCCACAUCAACCACAUACUAAAAGCUGGAGGACAACAUGACUUGGUUCUACUUGAUUGUUAAUACGGGGGGCGGGCCUGGCGUAGUUGACAUGUACAUUUGCUUAACUUAAUUUGUUUCUGAUUUUAAAAUUGUAGUGUUUGCUCAAUUGGUAGAUUAUUUUUGUUUUUUGAUGUGAAGGGAAUGGUAUGUGUGUUUGCAGGGCUUUCGUUUCAUUGGUUGGCCCAAAUUUCAGUGCUAAGUGACAUUCCAGACCAUAGUAAUUGAACAGUUAUGUUAAGCAUCCAAUUUUUUUUUCCAUGCAUUACAAAAUCAGAGAGUUUCCUCUGUAAUGAAUCCAAAAACAUUUGGCAUCCAAAAGCUUUCUUUUGUUAAUUCAUAGGUAAAGAAAAAGAGAUUUUGUUGUUUUGAAUAUUUUUGUAAUGAUAACUUCAGUUAAAUAAAAGUUGAAAUGGCUUCACAUUUACAUAGUAACAGAAAUAGGUGGGCAUAUUCUUCACUUAUGUUGUGCUUUUGCAGUUCCAGGUUUGGUUGUCUUUAGUUUUAGGAUUUAUUUUAGAAUGUCUGUGCAUAAAAGACUUGAAGCUACUUCACUCGAUUGAUGUUAAACAGGAGUUUAACUACAUUUGUAUUCCUGACUGCUUCUGCAAGAAAACCGUCCCACUCUUGUGCCCCACUUUUCUCACUGUAGUGUCUUUUCGUGAGCUCCACUCAACUCAAACAAGUUGAAAGUCUGAGGAUUUUGCCUCAAGAAAAGGAAAGCUUAAGAUGUGAUGAAAUAAACCGUUGUGUAGGUCUUUUUGCAGGAAAUUGCACCUUCACAAUGGGUUCUUCCUGCAAAAUAAUGGAAUUGAAACAGAGUGAUUUAAGAUGUGAACCUUGUCCAUUGGGUUUGUUUGUUAGGUCUUCUGAUAGUUGUCUAAAUUUGUUUUUGUUCCCCCACCCCCCCCCCCCCCCAGGCUUUUUUUUUUUUUUGCUUUGUUUGUGCAGCUUUCCAGUCCUAAAGUGUGCAACUAUUUUUAUUGUAUGUACAGUACAAAAUGGACAAAGUGAAUAUAUGUUAAGUUCCUGUACUCUUAAAAUAAAGGGGAUUCUACAUUUCUAUUAAAAUAA